GCAAGCCUCUGCGGCCUAGUGAACGAUGGCGAUCCGUGGCGACCGCAACUUGGCGUUGGGAGCGGGUGUGAGAUCAAGAUCGGGAUCGCAACGAACUAACCGGGAUGCACUCAAGGCCAGUUUGGAUGAAGAUUCAGAAGUGAAUUCAGAAGUUUAUAACUUGGCAGCCGAAGUUGCAGAUUGUCCAGAUAAUAAGAUUCCUGUGCUGCUGCUAAAGCUAAAAGAAAUCUUAAAAGAACCUCCCUUAGGAAGCAAAGAGUUAAAGAAGUUGAAGGAGGACAUUUAUUAUUAUGACCUAAUUCAGUAUUGCAUACUAGUGCUUACACAAGACUACCGCAACAUCCCAGGGAACUGGUUCACAGCUGUACAGCUGGCAGAGAUACUCAGCACUGCCUGUGUGGGUCUGGAUCCAAAGGAUGAUGCAGAAGAAUUUUACAACAAAGUGUUACCAUCAGGCACAGACAAUCUAAUGUUGCUGGCACGGCGUCUACAGGCUCGCUUCCUCAAAGCUGACGAGGAUGAUGAUAAACAAGAUUUUCUGCGCUAUUUCCACAAUGUGACAGACUCCCUUUGCCUGCUUCUGAGUGGCCACAUUCAGUUGAUUCAGCAUGUCUUUCAGUCUGAUCACCUCCUACAAUUGUUGCUCACUGAUGACGUGGAAACUGCUACUAUUAUGGUGUCUGUCCUGCUCGUUAUUCUUCAACUGAACAGAACAAUAUUGCUCACUGUGGAAGAGAGGAACAUUCGAUUAAUCCUGGAUGAAAUAACUUACAAGCUAUUUGAAAGCACCAAUCCAGUUAUAGGAAGGGCGUCUAUUAAAGUCAUGCUGUUGAUAGUGGAAUCUCAUCCUCCUACCUUACAAAUGCUCCAUACUUCCUACAAAGGUUUAAGUCGACUUUUAAGUAAGCUGUGGACAGGAAGAGGUUUUGACAAGGACCUGAAUCAGCUAUUGGAACUACUGAGUGUUGGGUCCAUCCAAGGAGUAAAGGAGCAGAGAUUCUACCGAGCUGCAUGCUUGAUCCAAGCAGCAUGGAGAGCGUAUCGGACAAGAAAACGAAUGAAGAAACUUCCAAAAGUAGUGACAAAUUUACAAAGGAAUUUCAGGGCAAAGCGUGAACAGGACAUACACCGGCAGGAGAAGGAGAAAGAGGAAGAGGAGCUAAAGCACCAGCUACAGCUUCGGCGACAUCGAACUCUUCGAGCUUUUCGACAGCGGCAGCUGAGCAUACUGGAAAUAGUACCAGCAAGUGAAAUUGCCAAAUACCUGCAUCAGGAGAAGGAACAAGCAGCGUUGUUGAUUCAGAAGGUCUGGCAUGGAUACAGGCAGAGAAGCUGCUUCAGACAACAGAAGCAGGCCCUUAAGGAAUUCAAGGCAGCUGUCAUUGUCCAGAGAGCUGUGCAGAAGUUCCUUGAAAAACGUAGAAAUCUGAGAAGAGAUAUCCUUGCCUGGCAGGGACCAAAGGGUUUGACAGAUAUACAGAGACAAGAACUGCGUUCCAAAGUUGAAGAGUAUGUCAAACAUCAUUCGGUUCCUCAUGUGUCAGAGGAAAGAACAAGGGAACGACAUGCCCAGGCCCAGGAGAUGUUGGGUCAAUACCUCAGGAGAAGAAAUCUGGAAAGAAAAUCAGAGCUGCGCCAGGAGGCACUGCUGGCUCAGAUUAGCACAGACAUUGAACUCCUGAUGAAUGCUCCCAGUUUAAAGGAGGCCACAGAGAAGGACAUAGAACUUUUUAACUGCAGAUCUGCUCCUGUUGCAGCAAGAGCCAGACAGUCACACAAUGCAAUGCUACAUUUCACACGGGGGCCCUGGUGGAAGAAACUGGGCGACGAGCUCCAGGACCCUGAAGUGAUCUAUACCGCCGAUGCAAAUUUUGAUCUUGUGCUGUGAUCAUAAAGAC
Messenger RNA from Mobula hypostoma (lesser devil ray), 1898 nucleotides. RefSeq names its product IQ calmodulin-binding motif-containing protein 1-like. The coding region runs from base 26 to 1888 and encodes 620 amino acids. Gene Ontology annotation, cellular component: cilium. The record is from RefSeq and is a predicted model, not a curated record. Gene Ontology annotation, biological process: cilium assembly. The transcript is spliced from 14 exons. Gene Ontology annotation, molecular function: calmodulin binding. Lineage: Eukaryota; Metazoa; Chordata; Chondrichthyes; Myliobatiformes; Myliobatidae.